Messenger RNA from Athalia rosae (coleseed sawfly), 4954 nucleotides. RefSeq lists its product as uncharacterized. The coding region runs from base 247 to 4713 and encodes 1488 amino acids. Lineage: Eukaryota; Metazoa; Arthropoda; Insecta; Hymenoptera; Athaliidae. The transcript has 12 exons. The record is from RefSeq and is a predicted model, not a curated record.
CCCAUGUGCGUGUCGGUGCGACAAAUAAAGUACACAUAUAUUUCGAACACAGGUGAAUAAAUGUUCAGGUGAAGGAUAAUUUUCGCCGGUAAUCAUCGCCGUACGAGGAUAACAAGGAUCCCUCGAUUACGUACGAACUUUUAUACAUUGCGCUCGCGGCGAAUUUCGAUUUUUGAAAAAAAAAAAAAAAAGUGAAGUUGAAACUCUGAGAGAGAGAUUAACAUUCGGGGCGGCGUAAUCAUCGUCAUGAAAUUCCGACGAAUUCUGGCGCUCGCAGUUUUCACCCUCGUCGCCUGCGCGAUAACGAGGGUAAAAAGCAUCACCAUAGACAACCAACUCGUCAUCAUCGCCAACGAUUGCUACACGAGAAUCGCCAUCGGAUCGACACUCCCCGCCAAAGAUGUAUUCGGGAAUGCCAAGGCGGCGACCGUCACGGAAUGCGAGGACGAAUGUUCGCGGAAACGUAAUUCCUGCGAGACGUUCAGUUUCGGCAUCGGUCCCAAGGGGAACGCGAGUUGCGUUCUCGGUUCGCGAAUACCGAACGGCGACGAACUCCUACCGGAUUCGGACUACGACAUUUACAUACGUCAGCAGAGUUCGCCAAACUGCAUGCCGGAUCGCAUAUACAAAUUGGGAAGCGGCAAGAGAAAUCCGACGGAUUUCAACCCCCUCGCGUCCCGUUAUCCGACGAAAAAUCCCGUCGACGGCUACGACGUCCACGGCGACCGGGACAAGGAAGGCCCCGUCGCUGUCACCUCGAAGCCUCUUUCGACGGGUGGCGUGAUUCCGGGGCCCGGAGGUUUCGGGACCGUGACGAUCGACGGGCCCAACCCCGACGUCCGGGACCCCCACGAAAAGCCCCCCGGAUCCAACGGAUUUCCAAUAUUUACUCUGGAUCCGAACGCGGAGAAGAAUCAUCGCAACGAUUACGGCUCGCGGGAUCAUCGGCCGGGCUACCAGGUGACCGAGGUCACGCCUCAGUUCGGGUAUCCUGGCCCCCCGCCGUUCGACGAGGACAAUCCCAACGGACCUUACACCUACGCCAACAAAAUUCCUUACGGCGUUCAAAACUGGCAAUCUCAGGGGGGAUACGGUUCCCCGUCGAAUUUCGGAAAGCACAAGGACACCGGGAACCCGACGAAUCAUAUCUACGGGGCGGGUAACCACAACUUCUACGAAGGAGACGGAAAUCCGCACGGUCCAGGCGGGGGGGAUCGCGACUACUACGUCUACACCAUAGAGACCGGAAAUCGAUACGGGAUAAACGUCUACGAGGAGGCGCCGUCCCGAGGGAGCGCGAUGUCAUGUUAUCGGAAAUUAUUCGGGGGAAAAAGACUCGCGGAAAUUCACAUCAGGAGGGCCGUGGACUGCGAGCACAUCGAGGAAUGCGGUCGAGUUUGCGAUUCCGAAAAAGGUUUCUCCUGCGAAGGAUUCAAUUACAGACAUCCGGGAGGGUCGCGAAGUCCCAGUCGAGGUCGUAUCAAGUACGGGACGUGCGAACUGACCGCUAUGCCUCCGUCGCAGAUCGACGUCGCCCGCGAUAUCCUCAAUGAGCCCCGUUACGAUUACUACGAACGUGAUUUCGGCUGCCAAAGUGGCCGUCCGUUCCGCCCGUCCCCCUAUCCCCAAUCCACCGUUUGGACGAACAACGGGCAACCUGCUCAAAAUCCGUACGGAAAUCGGCGUUUUAAUCGUUACGGGGCCAACGAUUAUCCCCACGAACUCCCGAGACCCGUCGCACCCGCACCGGGGCACAGGCCUCCCGGAUCCGGGGAGAUUCCCCGGCCUUUGGGCCCCGCCGCGGACCAUCACCCCAGACUCCCGGAAUCUUACGACGAUUACGACAACGCGCGGAGGCGAAAUCCGGCCCACUGGGGACACGGGGUACCGGAGUAUCCUCGUCGUUUCCCGAUCGCCAAUUUAAAGCCCAUAGAAGACGACGUGAGAUUCGAAUACUUCGGACACCAGGGGAGGCCCUAUCUCCCGAAGGACCAAGGUAUACCGGAAUCGGAGGUGUACAACCGAAGGGUAAAUCAGAUCGAUCGUCGUCGCUACGGUUACAAUUACGACGAGCGUCGGCAUUACGGUAACACCGACGAUUUGGGAACCAACGAAAUCGGGACGUACGAUCCGCAACCGGGGAGAAGGGGAGACUCCGGUCUCUAUUCGGGUGGCUGGAAUCGCGGCACGGGUUACGCCGGAUCCCACGGUUACAACACCAAUUAUUUGGGCCAAGGUCACGAGGUGGUGAAAACGCAGGGAGGAUAUUUCGGACAGGGUGAUAAGAACCCCAAGCGUCCGUUCGUCCCCCAAAUCGGUGAGCCGAACAGAGGAGUUUACGACCACGGAGACGAUCGGAUUCCGGCGAUCGGCGGUAACGGAGAUCCCGGAUACUUCGUUCAGGGACCCCACGGGUACGGUGAGGAUACGUGCUCCGUGAGAUCCGGUGCGGGAUUCAAGCUCCGAAGAGGGAUAGUGACGAAGAGCUACCUGACGCCGACUCUCGAUCAUUGCGAGCAUCUUUGCGCCGCUGCGAGGGAACGGAUUUGCAUGACCUUCGGUUAUCGGUACACGGUGGCGGCGAGCGCGCCGACGGACAACUGUCACCUCAGCGAGAUAUCGUACAGGGAUUUGGACUUUUACAACGACAUAGAACCCGACCGAGAUUACGACAUUUAUUCAAUGACCGGAAGCGGCGGAUCCUGCGAUGCCGGAAGACCGGCGAAUCGGCGGCCGCCGGAAGAGUGCUUCUGGCGGGUGAGAAGCGGCUGCGGAAUACCACCGGAAGUGGUGCGGAAGUCGAUAUUCUCGCAAGGAAUAGGGGACUGCGAAUCGGAGUGCGUCGAAUCGCAGACCUUCACCUGCCGGAGUUUCGUCUACAGGUACGGCGAUCGUCACGUCCCGGCGGACGGAUUGCCUUCCGCCAAUUGUUUCCUGAGCGACUGGCCAUCCCAGGAAUUCGAUCCCCUUUCUCUUCCCGACCUGGAGGGGGCCGAGUUGUAUCAGAGAGGAAGUUUCGGUCGGGGAUGCGAACCGUCGCCGUUUCCGCCGUUGAAUCAACGCAGGAUAAUAAGACCCGAUCACGACGCGGGAAACUCGCGGGAUAGACCGAUGACGAGGGAUCACGUCUGUUACGCGGAGUAUAAAAAACCCUGCCGACUCACCCCGGACGCCGUGAUCCUGUCGAUUUACGUGCCAUCGGAAUUGCACUGCCGUCAGAGAUGCUCCGAAAUGCGAGAACGCGACGCGCUACCCUGCAUGUCCUGCAGUUACAGGAUGUCCAGCGAUCGGGAGGAGCACAACUGUUUUCUGAGCGACGUACCGCACCGUGAUCUCCGCCCGGGUUUGGACUACGUCCACGGCGACGGUUACCUGUUGUUCGCUUGGAAGGAUUUCGAGCCGCGAUGUUCGGCGGGCGAUUAUUCUAUCGGGAUAUAUUUUGGCGACGACGUGAUCGGCCCAGAUUUUCGUCCGAGUUAUCCUCACCAUCGACCGCAAACGCCACCGCUGGAUUACCCCGACCGAGGACAUGCUCAGGGAGCGUAUUCGCCUCAUCUCGAGCCACCGUUUUUCGGGGGACACGAUCAAGGAGGAACCGGAGGAUUCGAGGGGGGCCGUUAUCCCGACACGGAUAAUCGUGGACCAGGAGGCGGAUCCUACGGUCCAUCUGCGGGGUUCGGACCUCGUCCUGGAAGCGGGGCGAACGAGGGCGGUUUUUAUUCGGGACGUCCUUUCAACCCCGAUCGACCGGAUCCCCUGGGACCAUCAUACGGUGGUCCUGCGGGAGGAAAUCCAUAUCCCGAUACAGACAGCAGAUUCGGUAAUCGGUACCCCGAAGAUGAUUACUACAGUUUUUCACACAAACACGGGGGUUCGGCGUUCCGAUAUUUCACCGUAAACGGUCGUCCUUGUAAACGAGGAACAAAAUGCGAAAGGAACAAAGUCGCAGGAUUUUGGUCCUGCGAACCGGAAGGUGGGGAAUAUGGAACCUGGGAUUACUGCUGCGAGCCGAAACACCACUGUGGAUACUCUCAAGGAUAUCAAUACCCGUGGUGUUACGUAGGGCCGUCCGAGGACCAAUGGAGGCCUUGCAGCGACAAAUACUUUCCACAACGCCCCUCGAAUUCUCCUCCACAUCGUCCGUCCAGCGACAGAUACACCGAACAAGAGGAGGACAACGAAGCCUUCGGGGAAAUACCGAGACCUGGACUACUGCAACAAAAUGGCAGACAUUGGCCGGUCGCGUACCUCCACAGAGAAGCACCUCCGAAUGCCACGGAUUCAUUCGCUGCUGCCGACAGCAGGAGGAACCGCGAACUCAACGUCUCGUUGAACGACUCGAAAAAUACCAGCGACUCCGAAUCGAUUUUCAGAAGAGACAACAGAAACGCAGCCGGCAGUGGAAGGAUAUUCGAAAAAUAUGAAGCAGCCGAUUCAGAUCCGCGAGGUAAACUGAAUUCCAGGGGCGCGCCGAGUAAUCGUCCCGGUAAAAUCGAGAGGCUCACGAAAUCGGAGGAAGACAAAUCGAGUGAUAAGAAUUCGACGUAUCCGGAAAUAAUUACUCUCAAGGACCUCGAGGAUUCCAAGGAAACGACGGUAUCGUCCUGGGAGAGAACGAGGUUCGUUAAAUUACCGACGAUAUCCUCGAAUCGAUCCGAUAACUCUACCAACGACGGAUUUCAGGAUUAUUUCGAGGUGGUAACGGUCGACUGAUCCGAUACUUAUUUUAUUUAUUGAUCGUUUUUCAACAUUUUUUUAUACUUUGAACAUCUAACGAAUAAUCCGUGAACCUUGACACUUGCCAAAAUUACUGAUACGGUAUGUCGCAUAUCGGUCGACGAAUGUGAAAUAUUAUUUAAUUCUAUAUAUAAUUAUGCGUUUUCUAUAUUAUGACUGAUGCAUAUCUCAUUGUUAAUGAAAAAUAAAUAGUACUACACUACGAAAUAUCCCAAAA